Molecule: messenger RNA, 966 nt
Organism: Neospora caninum
Lineage: Eukaryota; Apicomplexa; Conoidasida; Eucoccidiorida; Sarcocystidae
Exons: 2
Coding region: 1-966 (321 amino acids)
Source: RefSeq, a predicted model, not a curated record
AUGGUGGCGGUUUCUCCUUUUCCAGUACGCGGUCCUCUUUUGUCCUCUGUCGUUGCCUCCCUGUCUUCGACUUCACUUCCCUGGGUUCCACGUCUGUUGAGUGGCCGUGUUGCCGCCGCGGAGACGCAUGCGAGGCGAGCCGUUUCCCGGCCGUAUCACAGCCGCCGGCGAGAUGGCGUGACGCCCCCGCAGCCGUAUCGCCUUUCUUCGGCCCGCUUGUCGCCAUGGCCCCCCUCCACUCCCUCCCCUUACUCUCCUUCCCCCUAUCUUUCUUUCUCUCCUUUCCCCUCUCUUUCUUCCUCUCCUUCCCCCUCUCUUUCUUCCUCUCCUUCCCCCUCUCUUUCUUCCUCUCCUUCCCCCUCUCUUUCUUCCUCUCCUUCCCCCUCUCUUUCUUCCUCUGCUUCCCCCUCUUUUUUUUCCUCUCUUUCUUCCUCUCCUUCUUCCUCUCCGGAGUCUGUGCCUCCGUCGUGGCCGCGACUUUCAGACUCAGAGCUUUCCAAGAUCUUUCAAGCGGCUGCGGCGCCGAGAGCAGCGACAGGUGAAGACAGCGGCAGCCUCAAGCGCAGGCCGACGGUGCCCGCCAAUCGGCUCUUCAAAGCGCUCCUCCGCUCUGGCCUCCUCGACAGAGAUUUGGGCGGGGUGGCGCAGAAAGACAGCAAAACCGCCCCCGCCAUUGAAUUUGGACAGCUUUGCGAGUUCUACGAGCAAGGAAGAUUCUACGAUACUUGGGGUGGGGGAGCUCAAAUCCUAAAGAUCUCCGGGGUCAGGGGCCUCGCACCUCCCGGCGGAAACUUGAAAGGCGGCAUAAUCGACAGCACUCCUAAAUGCAUGAACUACGAAGAAUUCAGAACAUUCGUACAGGCAGUGCGCGUUUGGCUGCGAGACAAACACAGCCCCGUUCCUCUCAGUGGCGCCACAAUGAAGGCGACAGGCUCUUCGACAACGCCAGGUCGCGUCGUCGAUUGA